Molecule: messenger RNA, 1155 nt
Organism: Penaeus monodon (black tiger shrimp)
Lineage: Eukaryota; Metazoa; Arthropoda; Malacostraca; Decapoda; Penaeidae
Product: cell wall adhesin EAP1-like
Exons: 3
Coding region: 1-1155 (384 amino acids)
Source: RefSeq, a predicted model, not a curated record
AUGAUAAAGGGUGUGGACGGAAACAAAACUUCUCACAACGAACGCAUUCAAUUGGCUCUCAUUUCCCAGCAAGUGAGUGCUUUGGCCGCUGGUGGAUUUUCCUUCACUGAAAUGACAGCCACGAACGCGACCGGAAGCACAAGGCACGAUACCGGGUUCUUCGUUCCGACGGGCGCAUCCGAAACCCUUGAUUUCAACCCGCGAUCAGCCGGAUCCCUGGCUUGGAAAGAGCUUGUGGCAGGAAGUGGCCGGAGUUCAGUUUCGCGAAUCGCCUUCGGACGGUGGCGGCAACCGGAAGCAAGGACGGCGACGCUUCUCCUCAUCCCCACGCCACCUGUCGACACGCAACCAGCCACGCCACCUGUCGACACGCAACCAGCCACGCCACCUGUCGACGCGCAACCAGCCACGCCACCUGUCGACACGCAACCAGCCACGCCACCUGUCGACACGCAACCAGCCACGCCACCUGUCGACACGCAACCAGCCACGCCACCUGUCGGCACGCAACCAGCCACGCCACCUGUCGGCACGCAACCAGCCACGCCACCUGUCGGCACUCAACCAGCCACGCCACCUGUCGGCACUCAACCAGCCACGCCACCUGUCGGCACGCAACCAGCCACGCCACCUGUCGACACGCAACCAGCCACGCCACCUGUCGGCAUGCAACCAGCCACGCCACCUGUCGGCACGCAACCAGCCACGCCACCUGUCGGCACGCAACCAGCCACGCCACCUGUCGACACGCAACCAGCCACGCCACCUGUCGGCACGCAACCAGCCACGCCACCUGUCGGCACGCAACCAGCCACGCCACCUGUCGGCACGCACCCAGCCACGCCACCUGUCGGCACGCAACCAGCCACGCCACCUGUCGGCACGCAACCAGCCACGCCACCUGUCGGCACGCAACCAGCCACGCCACCUGUCGGCACGCAACCAGCCACGCCACCUGUCGGCACUCAACCAGCCACGCCACCUGUCGACACGCAACCAGCCACGCCACCUGUCGGCACGCAACCAGCCACGCCACCUGUCGGCACGCAACCAGCCACGCCACCUGUCGACGCGCAACCAGCCACGCCACCUGUCGACGCGCAACCAGCCACGCCACCUGCGGGGCUUUCCAAUCUCCUUGUACCAGCUGCGUGA